This is a messenger RNA of Striga asiatica, 420 nucleotides long. The record is from the annotation of a GenBank genome assembly. Lineage: Eukaryota; Viridiplantae; Streptophyta; Magnoliopsida; Lamiales; Orobanchaceae.
AUGUUGUCUUUCAAGUUUAGAAAUCUGGAAUUUAUAUGGGAAAUUGCUGGUUGUGAGGCAUUAGUCUCUGUUGAAGCGCUGUUUUUGUUUUUUGUUUUAAUGUUUUCUGUUCGAUUACUUUGGCCACCAAAAUUCUUCAACGCUUUAAGAGUAAAAAGGUCUGUGUGCCGUAAAAGUGAAGUUGAGGAAGCUGAAGGACCUACUGAACGAAAGCUGUUGGCAGGGAAGAAGAUAUUGAUGGUGGAUGUUUGGUCUUAUAGAGCAGAAGUGGCUUAUGGUUUUUUGUUAAUGAAUUGGGUUGAGAAAACUAGAAGAAUCAGGGAAGUAGAGGAAGUGUACGGUUUUCGUGUGCCGAUUAUAGCGUUAACUGCCAGUGAAGGAGAGGAGACUGGAGAAGAUGGUUCAGGCUGGGGUGGAUAA